AUUGCGAUAUCUGGCAACACUGGUCUUGCGCUCGUGGUGAGUUGUCUGGAUUUCGAGUUCCGAAAAGCACUCUCUGCCACUGUUCGUCGAUAAGUCUGCCGCUCUAGGUUCUAUCCUCCGAGUACCAGAAAGUACACUAGCGAAGUCCAAAAUGUUCGUGUCAACUGCUUCUCGUCUCGCCCCCAUCGCCCGGAGCGCGGUUCUCAAUGGAACGAAGAUGUACCUGAGACCAUUGAGCAGCGCUGUCAUCAGCCAGAGCCAGUCACUGGCGGCCCAAAACACAAAGCCAGUGGCCCUCUUACCUCAAGUCAGGUCAUUCCAGACCUCACCUGCAACCCGUGAUAUUGAUUCUGCCGCCAAGUUCAUCGGCGCUGGUGCUGCCACAGUCGGAGUCGCUGGAUCUGGUGCCGGUAUCGGAACAGUAUUCGGUUCUCUCAUCAUUGGUUAUGCCAGGAACCCAUCACUCAAACAGCAACUCUUCUCAUACGCUAUCCUGGGUUUCGCCCUGUCUGAGGCUAUGGGUCUCUUCUGUCUUAUGAUGGCCUUCCUGCUGCUCUUCGCUUUCUAAGCGACACACUGUGUGUUCACCAUCAGAAACAUAAGCACAGAUGCGGGGGAGAGAAAGGGGUGUAACAUCAAGGAUAUAAAUAAUGCCAUCAUAUGAGUUUUGGUGAGACAUUGAGAGAAGAAAAAAAAAACAGAAAAAAUCCAGUUUUGUCUCAAAGCAUUCAAGAGAACAUCCUGUGUGAGCAAGGGAAAGAUCCAUGGAAAAGUUAUGUUAGUUCUAAUGCUAUGUAUAACAUGUACUUUCAAAAUAUAUGUUAUAUGUAUCAGUAAUGACAGAUAUAUUUUUUGCUAAUUUAUCUAAAAGGUGUAAUGGGAAAUGAAAUAGGCGAAUUGGCAUGCAAGAUUCCGCAAAUAUUUAUUGCAAAACUCUUAUUGUUGACACGGAUAUUUUUCACGAAUCUUUCCCUCCGGCCCCGAGUAGGAAAUUUCAAAUGAAAGAAAAGUAGAUGAAAUCUGAAUUUAAAAAUUUCAAGAAUUAUUAUAUAAUACACACAUAAAUACUGUAGUUAAAAGCUAUAAAAUACGAGAAAAGUCAUCAUGAACUAAUUGAUAAACAGAAUUUUUUUGUGAGAUAUGUAAUUAUGUUGAUUUACUCAUCAUAAUUGAGAUUCACUAGAUACUAUAUGCCUCACAUUGCAAUCUCUUGCCAUUGAGAGAAUACAAAGAAUUGCGGAUUAAAUGAUCAGUGACUUGGAGAGAUUGCAAUUUGAGUCAAAAUUCUAACAAAUACUUGGAGGAUGUUGAACAUUUUUUCUUGAUUUUACUUAAAAAAGCAGCGUAUGAAUAUGAUUGAGCGACAAUUAUUGAGAGAUGUGUGGUGUGUUUAUGUCAAUUUUGGGAGGAAUUGCAUAAACAUGCUCAGCAAUUAGAACGAAAUAAAAAGUGAAAUUCCAGAAA
This is a messenger RNA of Phlebotomus argentipes, 1464 nucleotides long. RefSeq names its product ATP synthase lipid-binding protein, mitochondrial (gene ATPsynC). The transcript is spliced from 4 exons. Gene Ontology annotation, molecular function: proton transmembrane transporter activity. NCBI's taxonomy places the organism in Eukaryota, Metazoa, Arthropoda, Insecta, Diptera, Psychodidae. Gene Ontology annotation, biological process: proton motive force-driven ATP synthesis; proton transmembrane transport. Bases 152 to 568 code for a protein of 138 amino acids. The record is from RefSeq and is a predicted model, not a curated record.